This is a messenger RNA of Brachypodium distachyon (stiff brome), 2074 nucleotides long. Its product is annotated as probable periplasmic serine endoprotease DegP-like. The transcript is spliced from 11 exons. Lineage: Eukaryota; Viridiplantae; Streptophyta; Magnoliopsida; Poales; Poaceae. The record is from RefSeq and is a predicted model, not a curated record. Gene Ontology annotation, molecular function: protein binding. The coding region runs from base 222 to 1676 and encodes 484 amino acids.
AAAGGAAGAGAGGGCGACCAAGCCGCCGGCGACGGGAUUCUUCCAUCCCGAGCUCCAGUGGCGGCAUCGUCGACUCACCUCUUCUCCCCUCCGCCCUCCUCGCUACCAGCCCUCCUCCACUCUGCCCCCUCGCCGCUGCGAGUCCUAGAUCCGCCGUUGCAAUCCACCGCCGGUCAUUCUCGACGCGCGAUUCGCCUCAACAAUCCCCAAACCGUUCCAAGAUGCCGAAGGCCGGCAGGCGGCGCACGAGGGGGGAUCCGGGGACGGAGAGGGAGAGGGAAGCGAAGGAGAAGAAGAACAGAAACCUGGCAGAGGAUCGGACGGUGAUGUUCGCGGCCUUUGAGAGUGAAGAAAAAACCCAAUCCGAAGCAAAAUUAGAUCGUGUGUACGACGAUGUGGUCGAGUCCUCGACGGAGGAAUCGUCCUCCGAUCCACCCAGCCCUCUGCUCCACAAGCCCUACAUCCCCGACGAGCUAGCUGACAGGGCGGACAUACGUGCCGCCUUCCAGAAUGCCGAGGCCGAAUACCAAGCAGACAGGAAUCGUCGGUCUGAUCUCUUCACCUUGGAUCGCUACUCUACUCGUUCCUGCCUGACCAAGGACCGACGCCUUCUUCACAUCCGUGACUCUGCAAAGGAUGCCGUGCUUCUUGCCGCCAGCUCCGUCAUCAGCCUCUCGUCCUAUCUCGACGAUGAGCCGCUGAAUAGGUGCUGUGGUUUGUGGAUUCAGCGGGACGACGAGAAGAAAACCGCCCUUGUUUUGACGUCCGCGCAUCUGAUUCGCGCAAAUCGCACAACGGAUCCCAAGAAGCUGAACAAGUGGUUGUUCGAGUGGACAGGCAAAUAUCAUCGUGAUGCUACCGUCAUUGUUCACUUUCUGGACGGCACAACUGCAUUAGCCAGUCUCAUCUACCUCCAGGAGCACUACGAAUUUGCUCUUUACGAGGUUGUAGUGGACAAACCAGUUCAACUGUCCAUUUUUAAUGACAAUGUGCAUUCUGGUCAAGAUGUUCUGCGACUUGGAAGAGAUGAAUGUUUUGAUCUAAGCAUAACCCAUGGUAGGGUGGAUUAUAGGAUUCCGUCCAGUUAUGAGAGAUGCCACUACAUGUAUUUUAUCCACGAUGGACCAGAUUUAGUUCAUGAUGAUGGAGGCCCUGUCAUUGACUUAGAAGGCAAGGUUGUGGGAAUGGUUCACAAUCAAUCCGUAGAGUCCUUUUUACCUUCUUCUAUAUUGCACAAGUGCUUGGAUUUGUGGAGGAAGUUGAAGUGCGUCCCUCGUGCCCACCUUGGAAUGACCUUUAUUUCCAUCAAGCUUCUAGAUCCUAUUUGCAUUGAGAGGAUGAGGCGUCAGCAUAACAUUCAGUCUGGUCUUAUUGUUGAAAAGGUGUCAAAAGAAUCGAAUGCUGAGAAACUUGGAGUCCGCGGGGGUGAUAUUAUUGAACUUUUCAACGGAGAGUAUAUUUCUAAUACAAUUGAGUUGGAAAAGAUGUUGCUGGACAUAGGCGAGGACCAUUUUCAUCAAGCAAAAGUCUUAGAUGCCGAAGUAGAUAUUCGAAUUCAAAUAUUUCGUGCCACAAAACUUUGCCGAAGAGCUAGAAACUUGAAUGUAAUUGUAUCGGACUGUGGAGAAGACAUCAUAAAAGGCACUUACCCGAUCAAUGUUGGCCUUCGGAGAUGAUUCAAUUAAAAAAUACAUUUUGAUCAACUGAUUCUUUCAUGGAGCCAAUGGAAUUAGCCCGAUUCAAAUUAUAGACACAAGUUCCGUAGAUAAUUUUUGUGUAUCAUCAAACAAGAACUUCAAAUUAUGAUGCGUUUUAAAAUGUAAUUCAUGGAGCGUACAAGAAACAUAGCUUAGAGCAGAACCUGGCUACUUAUAUAUUUUGUGUUUUGUGAGACUCGCAUCCUUUACGCUGUGGAUGAUGAAUUGAGUUUGGUAACUAUGCUAGAGUGAAAUGUUCGGCACAAGAUUGAUAUAUUUAACAUUGACAAUUCCCAUUAUAUGUAUGUGCAACAAACAUAUAAGUUGUAGCUUGUUGCGCAGGGUAAAAGCGAAUAAGAAUGGUCAUCAUGUAGCAA